CUAAGCUAUCACACGAACACAACACGCUUUUGAUUUUGAGCUCUUUAGGUCUGUGGACGGAAUACGGAAUUGCAAAGGACAAAAAAUAAUGUUUUGAUCUUUUGAUACCAUAGAUUACCCACACAUUAAUCUCAUCGAUUUCAACAUGAAAUUGUACUGUUUGAGUGCUCACCCGAACAAGCCAUGCAUCAUCCUUCAGUUCAAGGAAGUGACCAUCAUGCUCGACUGUGGUCUUUGGGCAGCGUCAGUUACGAACUUCCUUCCGAUGCCUCUGGUGCCGAGCCAGCGGCUCAAUAGCCUCAACAGCUGGGUGCCUCGAGACUGCUCCGACCCUCAGCUUGAUGGCGAGCUGAAAGAAUGUGGAGGCCGGAUUUUCGUGGAUUCGUCUCCAGAAUUCGGCGUGCCGGCCAACAACGUAAUUGACUACUCGCAGAUCGAUGUCAUCCUCAUCUCCAACUACUCUUCCAUGCUGGCACUGCCUUUCAUCACGGAGAACACCGGCUUUCAAGGGGUCGUCUACGCUACAGAGCCAACUCUGCAGAUUGGAAGACUGUUCUUAGAGGAGCUGGUGCAAACGGUCGAGAGAAGCCCGAAAGCUGCGUCCGCUAAGCACUGGAAGGCAAUGCAGCACCUUCUGCUACCUCCCCUGAAAGACGCUCCCUUCGUCAAGUCGUGGAGACAUUUAUUCGACGCGAAGAACGUCGCGGCCAGCUUGUCAAAAGUCCAGAUGGUUGGCUACAGCGAAGUUUUGGAUGUUUUUGGGGCUCUGACAGUUACACCAGUCAGCUCAGGCUAUUGCAUCGGCUCAAGCAACUGGAUAAUUUCCUCGCAGUUUGAGAAGGUCGUGUAUGUCAGCGCCAGUUCCGUUAUCAACCCUCACUCAACGAAAAUCGACCUGACACCUUUGAAAAACGCUGACCUGAUGAUUUUAUCUGACCUCACGCAGACGCCAUUAAACGACCCAGACAGUUCCAUGAAUGGAUUCAUCAACGCAGUAGGUGGGUCAAUCCAUUUUCUUUGUUUGGGAGGGACAAUGCCAUUUGUUUUUACAGCGGAAACUCUGGGUCGAAAUGGUAACGUGCUGUUGCCCUGCUACCCAAGUGGAGUGGUUUAUGAUUUAUUUGAAUGCCUCUCGGAUCAACUGGCUCAACGCGGAAUGGCGAAUGCAAACUUGUUCUUCAUCUCUCCAGUGGCAGACAGCUCGUUGGCCUACUCCAACAUUCUGGCUGAGUGGCUGUCAGGGGAGAAGCAAAACAAAGUUUACACGCCGGAAGAGCCGUUUCCACACGCGCAGUUGGUGCAGCACAAUCGUUUGAAGCAUUUUAAAAACUUGUGGGCCAGCGGAUUCAAUGAGCAAUACAGACAGCCUUGUGUCGUGUUUUGCGGUCAUCCUAGUUUGCGGUUUGGUGACUCUGUCCAUUUCAUGGAAAUGUGGGGCUCCAGUCCGUUGAACACGGUCGUCUUCACAGAGCCAGACUUCUCGCAUGUGGAUGCGUUGGCGCCAUUCCAGCCUCUGGCCAUGAACGUCAAAUACUGGCCAAUUGACAUGUCACUCAGCGCUCAACGUGCUAGCAAACUGAUCAGAGACGCUCGACCUAAAAACGUGGCUGUCGCCGCUGUUCACCUUGAGCCUCAUGUCGCUGCUCCCCAUCGAACUGAUUUUGUUAUUGAAGCAGACUGUCCAAUUCUGCCCCUACGGCGGGGAGAGGUGGUCACCGUGCCAGUCACAAGACAAAAAGAGCAGCUUAAGAUCUGCCCUUCACUGGCCAAGAUGAUUCGGCCGACCUCAGUGCGACCUGGAGUGAAUCUAGCCACAGUAACGUCUUCUCUCUUGGUUCGGGACAACAAAUUCACCGUAAACGUGGUAGAGGAUGUCACCCAGAAGCCAAUCGUGAUUGAAAAGCCCCUAGCCAGUGGUAGCAAAAGGAGACGAGGCGCCCCCACUGCUGUUCAGACAGUCGAGCUGAUGCCGCCAUCCAUCAAGCAUAGAAAGCCCUCCACCUACACGUGGGGCACCUUAGAUAUCGACGAUCUGCUCGCCAGGAUGUCAAGUGAGGGUAUCCUGGUGGCUAAACCAGAGCCAGACUCUAAUGGCAACUGCGUCAUUCACUUGCCGAAGGAGGACACCCUCAUCCAAGUGGAGCCAAAUAGCACGCACAUUUUCUGCCCAGAUGAGGCUUUGAGGUCAAAACUCAGGACGAUCUUAAUGAGGUGUUUAAAUAAAUUUUGAUGGGCUUGUCAUUCAAGUAAACUGUGCUUCAGAACUUUGUAUAAUAAGGUGAACCUGAAAAGGUUAAAUUAAGUUAUUUUAAAAAUACUCUA
Cloeon dipterum is the source of this 2322-nucleotide messenger RNA. RefSeq names its product integrator complex subunit 9 (gene IntS9). Lineage: Eukaryota; Metazoa; Arthropoda; Insecta; Ephemeroptera; Baetidae. Gene Ontology annotation, biological process: snRNA 3'-end processing. The transcript is spliced from 12 exons. Gene Ontology annotation, cellular component: integrator complex. The record is from RefSeq and is a predicted model, not a curated record. The coding region runs from base 146 to 2230 and encodes 694 amino acids.